Molecule: messenger RNA, 7824 nt
Organism: Acanthaster planci (crown-of-thorns starfish)
Lineage: Eukaryota; Metazoa; Echinodermata; Asteroidea; Valvatida; Acanthasteridae
Biological process (GO): mRNA modification
Cellular component (GO): RNA N6-methyladenosine methyltransferase complex
Source: RefSeq, a predicted model, not a curated record
UUUUCCAUUCUCCGUGCAUGAUGAUGCGUCGUGCGUUGCAAGGACCUCAACGUUUUGACUGAAAAGUUAAUUUCUUUGUACUAAUGUGAAAUGGCCGCUAGGCCUGUGUAUAUUUUAAUCCACAGAUGCAUUUAGCCAACAUCUCAAUGACUGUAUUGUUGUGAAAUCUGCUAAAAAGAGAUUUUCUGUGUGAUGCGACGAAAAGUGAAAGUGGAUAGUACUAAGGCAGUUCCUGACUCGACAGAGAGUCGACGACCCAGUGUGUUUGAGCGACUUGGUCCUGGGUCAUCAAGAGAAAGUGCUCGAGAUGGUAGCCGAGGGGAGCAAGGUACCUGGACCCAAGAUGGUAAUUCUUCCUUUGCUAGUACAUCGCGCUUCUUGCAAGGGCAAAGGACCAAAGCUUACGAUGACAGAUCUCCAGAUGCUGAACCAGUAGAUCUUCGUCAUCGUGUUGAGAGCAAACGAGCUGAGAGGGAACGUGAAAGAGACCGUGACAGAUCUCCUUCAUCGUCUUUAUCACCACCCCUCAAGGAUAAAAUGAAAUAUAAAGCACACCGUGCUAAAGAUACAUCCAGUGACCGGAAGCCCAAAGGUCAUGACCUGUCUGGUUCAAAGGUCAUGAAACAGGAAGCAACCCCUUCACCAGAGAUAAGUGAUGCUGAUGAUUGGGGUGGUAUUGAUGGGAUACCAGCUGCAGAUGAUGACAUGUGGGAUGAUGAUGAAGCCAGUCUAGAUUAUCGCCAGGCACUGACCCUGGAGAUGAAGAGGCAACAGAUACAAAGAGAACUACAACAGAUGGAAGAAGAGGAGAAUCAAGCCAGGGAACAGGCAGAACACAUUCUACAAAAGGAGGUUUCUGAUGAUAAUGGAGGAGGUUCAUAUCGCACCUCACAUUCCCCAUCCCCUGUCAGGAAGAAACAUACCAAGAAGAAGAAAGGUCGUAAUAAGGCUGAUAAACGACAUUCCCCCACCCCAGUAGAACAGUCGCCACCUAAGGCCUAUGUUGGGAAGAAACGUAAACGAGGCAAAUCUGAGGAAACUAUGAAACAAGAUUAUAAUGAAUCUGCAGAGUAUCUUCCAAAGAAAAAAGGGGCAGGGUCAAGCCACUCCCCUCGUGGGGGCAAACCAGCAGCAGCGGCAGCAUACCAUACUCGCACUCCAAGCCCUCAGGCAAAUCAACCAGAUGAGGUGGCAACCCCACAGAAAUAUAAGGGCAAAACUGAGAUGAGGAAAAAGUCAAGGGACAGGGAUAUGGCCAAGAGAAGCAGGAGUUUUUCAGGAAAUAGAAGUAGCGAUGAGGAAGCCCUCUCUGUCAGACGCAAGCCUGGCCAUUCCCCUACUCCACCAGCUCAGUAUCGUAAGACCUCCAAGCGUCCUCGUUCUCCAUCACAGCUUAGGAGCAAUUCGCCAAUGAAACGGAAACCAAAACACUAUGAGACACCCCCUCAAAGGACCACCAAGCGACCACCUAGCCCCCCCAGCCCAGUCCUUUCAGGUUCAUUGCCAUCAAGGGAACGCUCAACAUCUAGUUCUGCUCACUCGGAAUCACCACGCAGGGUAACAGGUAAACGUCCACGAUAUCAGUCACCAUCACCAACUCGGCAAACCGUGCAACCUUCACCCCAACCGCGAGAUCGUCGUGGCUUGCCUAAAAGUCCUUCUGUCAGGUCUCCACCUUCAGGCAGGACUGGGGUCAAGAAACAACUCCAGCGAAGUCUCUCACCGUCUGGAUCACACAGGUCUUAUUCCCCGACUUCCAAACGAAGAUCUCCAUCUCCAAGAGCUGUCAGAAGGAAGUCGCCAUCACCCACUCGGAAACAACCAGCCAGUUUAUUGAGAUCAAGUAGUAAUUCAAGGGAUAACCGAACAAAAAAGUUUUCUGACAGACAGGGCUCUGAUUACCAAAGUCAAACAGGACAUCCCAGUGACAAAUACUUACCAAGAGGUGAGAGCCGAAAUAACCCACCACCAGCAGACUUCCAACUACAUCCACGCCAGCGGUCAGACCCUCGAACAGACCCAAGAGCAGACACUAGAGGUCAGCCUAAGACUGAUUCCCGUGGGUACCAGAGGGGAGAUGCAAGAGAUGACCCACGUUGUGGCCCCAGGGGAGACCCCAGAGGAGUACUAAGAGGAGACAGGGGUGACACCAGGAAAGACUCCAGGGGAGACCUUAGGUCAGAUCUAAGAGCAGACCUCAGGGGAGAUCCUAGGUCAGAUUUGAGGAUAGAUCCUAGGUCAGAUCUAAGGGGGGACCCUGGAGGAAACCGCAGAGCUGAUCUAAGAGGAGAUGUAAGAGGAGACACAAGAGGGAACUCCAGGGCAGACCUUAGAGGAGAUCACAGAGGAGACCCAAAAGAUACCAGGGAAGACCCAAGGGGAGACAUCAGAGCAGCCCUCAGGGGAGAUUCUAGGGGAGGUGUCAGAGCAGAUCUUAGGGUAGACCCAAGGGCAGACUCAAUAGCAGAUCCAAGAGAUCUGAGAAGAGAUAUUAGGCCAGAGCCCAGAGGAGACUCCAGGUUUAGAGUAGAUCCCAGAGCAGAUCCCCGAUUGGACUUCAGACCUGAAUCAAGGAGAGACCUAAGGGAUGACCGUAGAGCAGAUCUAAGAUUAGAUCCACGGGUAGAUCCCAGAGCAGAGCACAGAUUAGACCCUAGAGCUGAUAUUAGGUCAAACCAGAGAGUAGAAUCACGGAUGGAUUCUAGGGAUUCCCGUGGACGUGAACAGCAGGAGCGAGAGUCCCGUCGAGAUGAGUGGGAGAGGAAUCGGAUCGGUGGCAGGAAGGAAAUGGAGAACAUUGCAGGGAGAGACCAGCGACUGGCAAGGAAUCGUACUCAGUCUUCACAAGAUAGGCAGCGUGAUGUUACUCAAAGAUCGGAAAGCCUGGAUAAUCGUAAGAUGCCCAAGGGAAGCCCAAGUCCUAUGAGUCGAGGACGAGGAACCAAUAUUGGCAGGGGACCUGAACGUGAGCUUGUCGUGGAAAGAAGGGGCAGAAGACCAGAGAGAGGCAGGGGGCAAACUAAAGGAAGAGAACCACCUCUGCAAAAGAGUGAUAGGGGAUCUGAUCCUGGAAGGGUUGCUCAGAGAGGUAGAGAAACAGACCGAAGCAGAGAUAAGGGAAAAGCAAUUGAGAAUGAAAAGGGUCUUGACAGAGACAGGCUGCAGGAGAAAGGUAGGGAACCACCUAGAGUUAGAGAUGGUGAUCCUCAGAGAGGUUCAGAGAGAGGACGCGAUACUCGGAGGGGAGGAAGAAGGGCAGGACCUGAUCGUGGUCGAGCUCAAGCCAAAGAAGGCCUUGCCAGACAGGUUGGUCGUAGCUUUGAAGAGUCCAGAAGAUCGAGAGAUAGUUCAACUGAUAGCCGUAAAAUGGACAAACAAAGAGGGAUGGAACAGCAGAAAGGAACACAUUCUGGUGGUCGAGCAGAUGGUUUGAAACGAGAAGGGUCUAGAGAUGGACGUGAGGAUUUGAGAUCUAGAAGAGGAGAUUCGAAGGGGUCCAGCAGCUCCCAGAAGGAGAAACCCAUUGAUCAGGAUAGAAGGCAGCGAUUGGAAAGGUCAUCAGAGAGAACUGGGGGAGGUCGGGACUUGCCGAAGCAUGGCCAGUCCCCUGGUAGAGGAGGUACAUCUGAUUCUCCUGCUAAAGUCAGCAGCAGAGAUGAUCUUUGCCAUUCCCAGGAGAAAUCAUACCAUGAUCGGGAUCAAGAUGUAAGGACUGCUGCUCCUCCAGAGGCCAAGGCCAUUGAAGCAACUUCCAAAGCCUCAACACAAGAUAGUAAAGAGAGCACACCUCUGAAAGAGGGCUCCCUUGGCAGGCCUACUGAGGAAGUUUUCAGUGACUGGUCAGAGGGUGGAAGUGAUGAUCUCCUCAACCAGAGUCCACCAAUAGAAGAACAGAAAUCACUACCUGGCUUGGAAGACUUUAAGCAAGACCUAUCCUUGGAGCAAUCACGGAGAGACAGGCAAAGGUCAGAAAAGCAAGAGAAGAGAUCUGAUGAUAGAGAAAAACAAGAAGGCACCGAAGGGAGGUCUUUGCGUAGUCUGAGCUAUGGAAGCAGUUCCAGUCGUUACAGUUCUGUUAGCUCAGACUUUCCUGGGCAAGGAGGAUCUGGUGGGUCUCUGGAUCAAGGAACAAGCUUACCCAAGACAGCAGUGGAUCAAGAAGAUUUGAACUCUACUUCCUCUCCCAAGAUUCCUUGUUUACCCAUGGAAGAAAAGGUUUCUAGAGAUAGGGAUUCCCAAGAUAAGAAUAGUAGCAUCCCACCAUCAAGAGAGGCAUCAGUCAAACAAGAACAUAGUGCUUCCUCAGAUAUGUAUGAGGUGAUCAGCGAUGAUGAAUUUGAUGACAUCUUGGAGGAUGGAAACAGAGAUGUGAGCAAGCAAGAGGAAGAUGCAAAGCCUCAAGAAGACACACAAGCUGACUUGACAGCAGUGGACUGGUCCAGCCUCAUGUCUCAAUCAUCAGCGAUACAAACACAGUCCCAGACCAGCGAGGUGUCUGGGUCUGUAUUAGACAAGUUUCGGCCAGGUCAAGUCCUGGCCAGAGUCGGUGUGUCUAGGGCACUUGCUGGUCCUGAGCUGAUGAGGGAGGUUGAGCAAUUAUGUCUGCAGGCAGCGGAAGAAGAAGGCUCGUCUAUACAGACACCAUUGUUUGAGAAUCAACUAGGAGCUUUCAAUGCUUCAGCUCAGAGGAAAUUACGUCAGCGUAAACAGCUGCUGACUGACAUUGGACCUUGUCGACGGGCCUUGUGUGCCAGACGUGAUGUCAUGAUUCGUAAACAACUUGGUAAAGUGGAUAAGCCCGAACCAGAUCAGGUGUUCUCUACUAGUCUGCUUGAUGCGGAGCUGUUCAAGAUCAAUGUGCAGCUAUUCAGGGCAGGCAAGAAGGGGAGUCAAGCACCAGACCUGAGUGUGUCCAGAGUGAGUGCACCUCACUCGGAACGUUCAUCUCCGAUUGCUGUAUGCACAUGAACAUGUUCAUGAGGCAAUCAAGUCCAUAAACUGCAAAGAAAAGUUACCACUAGAUUGGUUAACCUGCCUUCUUUGAAAGUUUCUGUUUUGCUCAAGUCUUGUUUCUUGUGAUGGUUUUGUAGGAAGAUGUUGUUUCACGUAAGCACUCUCUAAGUGACCUUUAAGACUACAUAUAUCUUGGUAAUGGGUUCGAUUCCAGUCCAGGGAUCGUGGUCCACCAUAGUCUAUGUUCCCUGUUAGCAAGGCAUAUUGCUGUAGUUUCAGUUUUAGUUUAGAGAUUAUUACACUUGUGAUACACAGGUCAUGUGAGGUCUCUCAAAUUCUAAGUGAUAUGACGGUACAGUUUUGUGACAGGAUAUAAAGCUGAGCCCAUGGAAUUUAUUGGCUCACCAAUUAUAGUGACAUGCAAAUAGCUUAGUCUUUUUAAUCUUUUAAUGCUUGUAAUGUAUCCUACGAACCCAAGUGUUGGUUCAUUCUAGAUUAUUCUAGGCCUGCUUAUCUGCCUCGAGCAGAAGCACCCCCUCAUUGGUUGAAAAGAGCCAUGUUGGUUAGGAGUAUUCGUUUAGUUGGUAGUGUUGCAACUGCAACGCUUGUGUUUCCUAGUCGUUCAUGAACCAGUGAUGCGCAGUUGGUACCGUAGGAGCUGCCAUUGGUCCAGCAUAGCCUCGAUCAAGGCGUUUGGCUUUUCUUGUAAAUACAGUUGACCCGCUGAUGAUAUAAAAAAAUUCCCAAACAGUGCCUAUUGGCUAUAGGCCUAUUGUAGUUAUCACCCGCUGACCUGCAUUCCCAAACAGUGCGUAUAAGCUAUAGGCCUAUUGUAGUUAUCACCCGCUGACCUGCAUUCCCAAACAGUGCGUAUAAGCUAUAGGCCUAUUGUAGUUAUCACCCGCUGACCUGCAUUCCCAAACAGUGCGUAUAAGCUAUAGGCCUAUCGUAGUUAUCACCCGCUGACCUGCAUUCCCAAACAGUGCGUAUAAGCUAUAGGCCUAUCGUAGUUAUCACCUGCUGACCUGCAUUCCCAAACAUUUCGUAUAAGCUAUAGGCCUAUUGUAGUUAUCACCCGCUGACCUGCAUUCCCAAACAGUGCGUAUAAGCUAUAGGCCUAUUGUAGUUAUCACCUGCUGAUCUGCACUAUUAGGCUUGUGCUGUGAAGGUGUGUGUUGUUGCAGUGAAUGUUCAUGUGUACAUGAAAAGACUGGGCUGAUUUUUCAACUGGACAGGCCACUUAUGACGUGCACAUGUAUGACGUACUUGCAAAGUAGUAUGUAUAUCAGUUCUGUGUUUAGCUUACUUUGUAGUAUGCCGUAGUAUUGUACAAGGGUUUGGUAUGUCAUGACAGUACACGGCGGCUGGUUUUGCUGUGGUUUGUGUGUGUGGAACCAGAUUUUCUCCCCUUGUCAAAAAGUGGCAGGCAUUGCCUUGGACAAAGCUAGUUUCUUUAUUGACAGAAAGCAAAAUUUAAAACUGGUUUUGCAAUUUUUCAGACUGUAGCUAUUGUUUCAUUGAUAAAAAUACUGAAGAAAUUCUUAUUCAGUGGAUUUGACAUCUGAUUUUGUUUCUUUUAUGGGAUUGGUUAAUUUCUUGUUUUAUCAGUUGCGUCUGAAGCACGUUGGUGGUGUUACAUCGCCCGUCUACUUUGCUCAUGUAGAGCAGUACAUUGUUAUAAAUAUCACAAUUCUCGUCAUGCCCACGUGUGUGGUCAAGCUAACGGAUGGAGUUGUGUCCUUCCGGGGAGGAAUGAGUGUGCAAUGGGUUGUCAUUUAUCUGUGGGGGAAUUUGGGAAAUUUCCUUCUUGUGGAAGGAAUUGCCAAGUGUAAAAACUCCUUAAAAUCAUACUCAAAUAUCUGUACUACAAACCUGCCAUUUUGAUUUCUUAAUCAAGCGGAUAUAGCUUUGAUUCUAAGAAAUUCCUCCGGGUGAAGUUGGUGUUAGUGACCGCUAUUGUCCUGCUGGUGUUUAAGAACAGCAAAGGACACUUUUCUGAUGUGACAACCCAAAGGAAUCACCAUGGUAAUGAUGAAGUUGUGCAUGCGUACGCCCUGUCUUUGAGUGUGGCUCAAUUAGUGGUGCAAAUCAAGACAGCUUCGCUGGAGCAGUGAGAUCACUGGUUGGACAAGAAGAUGACUGGUGUUCGAAAUCUGGACAAAUAAAUUCAGAUUAAACAUUAGCCUUCAAAUGAAAACAUUCUGCCCUAGAAUUAGCUGAACAUUUAUUACAUGGUUAUGUAAGCUUGAAAAUUGGGACUUGAUUUUAACUGAAUUAGCUUGCAUUAGCUCCGAUGCAAUAAAAGUUCGGUAGUCAUGGAAACAGUCCUAUGCAAUGCUGUAUGUGUUGUUUCCAACCCCCCCCCAGUUCUUUUAAAUUGUGUAUCACUUUAAAAAAUCAACUUAGUUCAUGAACAACAUUUGGAUUAUUAACACAAAAUGUUUUUAUUUAUAGCCAAUUACCUUUCAGAUUGGACAGGGAAAUGCCAGAACUAAUUGUUACAUUGGAAUACUAAAAAAGUGACUUUCUUGUUAAUGGGAAAUAAGUGAGAUUUCUUAUGUAUUCCCUUAUCACAAAUUUUUACUAAAAAUAGAAAUUAAAACAAAACCAACAUUAAAUAAAAUACAUGUACUUGUCCAGAUACAAGUAAAAUUCCUAUUCUAAAUUCACAUUUUAUAAGAUACGGUGAAUGCUUUUGUGUCCAUACAAUACUUGUCCAUUUUACACGCAAGGUAAAUGUGUUCUUGGAAUUGUCUUGUUGAAAGUGAAAUACUUUGAAAUGACUGCAUCACCUUUCCAAUAUGAGACUGUUUUUUCGUCUGUUGGUUUGCUGUUUUAGUAUUAAAAUGGAAGGGUCUUUGGCUCUGCACC